CUCCGUUUUCCCUAGCAAGCAAAAAGCAAGCUACAGUAGCCCUGGAUAUUCCACAAGUAGUAGCUUGCCUCCCCAUUUCUCACGGUCCUCUCCUCUGCCUGCCUCUCAGUCACGGGUCUGUAGAGGUACCCUCGCUCGAACCUCAAACCGGACCAGGAAGGGGCUUUCUCUGCCUUGCCCAUUGAUUAAUCGUCCGCUAAUAUUACCUUGUUCAACUUCCAUGCUCUCCUGCCGGCUCUCGCCUUCCGAAUCUGCCCAUCAUACGUAUUCAUUCAUGGGGUAACAACGAUCCUGGAAAGGUGACCACGUUAGCUCGCCCAUCGUACCCCUUUGGUACUCCGUUUACAUCAUUGGACCUGUUCUAUUUUCACUCGUUUCUCUUCCGCCUUCCUAUGCUACUACUUACUCAUUCAUCCUUUUAUCCCUCCGUUCAACCGGCCUGGUCAUACUCACCUUCGGUCGGAUUACAAGUCAUCCAUCAUCGGGCUUCAGUACGGACCACUUACACAAACACCCUACAUCGACUCCCAACGGCGGCAAACAAUCGACUCGGCGACUCUAUUUCGAAACAGGGAAGGAUUGGGCACCAGAUCGAUCAUUACGUGUGCGUGGAAAAGGACGGUCAGACACGGUUCAGAACGCCGGGUGUUGUUUGCUCUUUCUUGCCAACAGAGACAAAAGAGCGGUGCGCGUGCUUGCAUCUCAUACCUCACUUGGACUCACCUCUCCGGCUUCCUCCUUCCGGACUUCUUUCCUUGUCUAUCCAGCUUCAACCUCCCGCCGGCUUCUUACCUUCCACAUCCGACUGAUACACACCGUUGCGCCGACGUUGUUUUUUGAGUCGGUUUCGACUCUACCGACUUCCACCAACCCAGGCCUCUACAUGAUGCACCGGAGGACCGAUGGACUGCCUUGGUGAACGUAGGCUAGACUCAAAGUCGGCCAGACAACAACAGACACGACGUCGUCCUUGCUGGCCGCCGCCGAUAUCCCAUUACCGAUCUAUACCAGUAGAGUUUCAAGUCAUACGGUAUGGCUAUCAUCAGUACAAUUUUGGAGUCGGCCUUCAAUAGCCCGACGGCGCGAACCCACCACGGAGAUCUCAGAGCUGAAAUUCGGGAUGGAUUUGGGGAUUCAGAACAGGGUCGCGGGUUGACAGACGAUCUCGCGGUUGUAUCACUUACCUUCGCUUCACUCAGUCUCAUCUUGACUCUGUCGACCUUUUACUGGUUCGUGAAAAUGAGGAAGACGUUUCGGCAUGAACUGAUAGUGUUGCUUAUUCAGAGUGACUUGAUCAAGUCGGUGUGGUUUGUCAUUCCCUCGAUUGUGCAUCUAGUCCGAGGUCCUCUCCGCUCCGACUCUGCCCUUUGCCAAAUUGCCGGGUUCGGUCUCGCGCUAGGCAUCGAGGCAUCUGACAUCGCAGUUCUGCUCAUCGCCAUCCAUCUCCUGAUGACCAUCUUACGCCUGCGGACCGGCCUCUAUCGCUACCGAUACUGGGCGUACGGAGCUUACUGCUUCUUUCCCGUGCUAUUUGCAAGCUUGGCUUUUGUAGACGGCACGGGCUACCAGGAGGCUGGCCAUUAUUGCUACCUUCGUACAGACAAGAGUUGGGCACGACGGGCCCUCAGCUGGGUUCCUCGCUACAUCAUUUGUUGCAGCAUUCUGGCCAUCUAUCUCUUUGUCUACUUUUACGUUCGCAGCAGAUUGGAGGACUAUGGAAGGAGAAGCUCGGGAAAUAUGAACCACCCGCACUCCCGGGACACAGACGAUGUGCCUCCUACCCCUCGAUUGAUAUCACACGGACUACUCGCGUCGCUACCAAACUCCCGAAGAGGAUCCGCAGCCGACCAGAAUGUUGCCAUUAAGGACCGCAACAGGUCUUUGUCGUCGAUCAGCACGCUUCAGUUCGAAUUGCAUGUGGACGAAGCUGGAGAGCAGCCGGUUAGCAAGGGACGACGGUCAUUAAAGCACAGGCCAGCGAAGAUGAACUGGAAUUGGCCUGGAUUUGUCCCACCUCGAUCCUCCUGCGAAAAUGGACGCUUGAUGGUGGAGGAUUGGGAUGACUCUAUGUCGCAACCACUUCCCUCACCACCGCUCCCGGUCCAUUCUCCCGAGAGACCACCCAGGGCCAGCCGCUCUGACAACUCAUCUGCCAGCCCACGCUCCUAUUGGCAUAGGCCAGUGCCUUCGGAAUGCUCAACAGUGCAUGGAAAUCACGCCAGCCAUGACUUGCCGCCAAGCUCCACCAACACUACGAACCAAGGCACAUAUCACAUCGAUCUCACCCUAAGUCACAUCCUCACAAUGCUACGAAAGGGACCUCCGCGAACAUCCAACACCCCUCCCACCACUCGACCUUCCUCGAUGACGAUAUCGCCCGAUUCAAUUAGUGGCGACUCGGGCGUUACUCGCAACCGCGAGAGGGCACGCCGUCAGCUCUAUGCGCUGUUUGCUUACCCGCUCGUCUACAUAAUUGUCUGGAUAUUUCCCUUCCUCUCCCAUGUAGGCUACGACGACAAAAUUACUCCGAAUGACCCGCAGUGGAUAUUGUUUGUGAGCAUGGUCAGCCUCGGUAUCCAGGGCACGGUCGACUGCAUGCUCUUUACUCUGAGAGAGCAACCCUGGAAACAUGCUCAUGGGGACUUUUGGACAGCGCUACGGGCACGGAUGCGGUUCAGUGGCAGCUGGAGAGAUGUCGGGUUCGCGGGCAGGACCCGAGAGGAAAUGUUCCAUGACAGUCAGCUUGCGAGAAAAAGACGGGAGCAGGAAAUCGCGGACGAGAGAGCCCGACGCGCUGUUCACGGGGUCACUCAAGAGGGUGCUGAUGUUGAAGCUGGUGCUGGUGGCCCUAGGGGUGCUGCGACGAGGAAGACUGGAGCGGUUGAGUGGUGGGAUACAGCCGAUUUACUCGAUGGAAUGAUCGAUGACGAUGAAGAACUACGCGACGAUGCGGAUGAUGAUUUUUGGGCCCAGCUCUACCGGUUGAAUGGAGACUGAUCGACUCGAGUCUCGGUUGAUUACCACCCUGCUAAUUUUCUUCACCUUUUUAUUCUUUCUUCUUUUUCUUUACUUUUGGAUACGCCCACAUGUGGCCACUAUUGCUUUUAGUGUUUUCUUCUUCGUCUUUUUUUUUUUUUUUUUUGUAUCAUCUCUUUUGUUAUCCUCACUCAAGCCCUGGCGUUUUUUGGUUUUCUGUUUUGUUGUCGUUGUAAAGGGAGCUAACAAAUUAUACCCCUGGGUCGGCUUGCGUAUUUUUGGACCUUGGUCAUUUUCCGGUUUGAUUGUCAGCCUUGACACAUGCCGUUACAUUGAAACAUGGGAUCGAAAGCAUAUUCGAUUGGUGUUGUGGCGUUCUCAAGUUCCAGCUGCUCUUUGAUUUUGUUUUCCUUUUUCUCCUUUGUAUCAAACACAGCACAGAGAGGGCUGGACGGAGGCACAACUAAGGCGGGAGAAAGGUGGGUGGGUUCAUUAAUCUAAGAAAUGAAGCAGAUGUUUAGCAUGGCUGGUUUUGCGUAGCGCCUAGCACACUGUAUAUACCCACCAGACACAGAAUAUACUCUAGAAGACUGCAAAGUCGAACAUACCAACAUCAAUUGUUCAUUACUCC
This is a messenger RNA of Neurospora crassa OR74A, 3607 nucleotides long. It is a transcript of the gene gpr-4, whose product is annotated as G-protein-coupled receptor 4 protein. Bases 1033 to 2997 code for a protein of 654 amino acids. Lineage: Eukaryota; Fungi; Ascomycota; Sordariomycetes; Sordariales; Sordariaceae. The transcript has 2 exons. Gene Ontology annotation, cellular component: plasma membrane. The record is from RefSeq and is a predicted model, not a curated record. Gene Ontology annotation, biological process: adenylate cyclase-activating G protein-coupled receptor signaling pathway. Gene Ontology annotation, molecular function: G protein-coupled receptor activity.